AUGUGGAACAAUGAGACAUUUGGUUUAGAUUUAAACAUUGCAGAUGUUGCCUGUACGUCCAUUGAUGUUGUUGUAGAAGGCAGUGGUGGUGUCUGCAAUACAGGGCAUUCCAAUGAUGAUGGGCUGGAUCGCAGUGGCGGUGUUUGUGAUGAAGGUUAUCAUGCUAUUAAUUUGGACCCGGUGGGUUUCAUUUGUGAUAAAGAUACGUCAAUUGAUGCUGGUGUAGAAGGCAGUGGUGGUGUCUGCAAUACAGAGCAUUCCACUGAUGGUGAUCAUAUUGAUGGUUGUGUAGAAGGAAGUGGGGGUCAGUGUGAUGAAGGGAAUUCAACCGAUAUUGCUGUAGAGACUAGUGGUCAGGGCGCCAGUGAACACUGUUUGACUGACGUUGAGGCAGAAGACAAUGCAUUUGUUUUGGAAAUGUCUCCUGGGUUGACUAAGUAUUGGCGUCUAGUUUGCAGUGAUAGUUUGAAGCCUGUUGUGGGGCAAACGUUUGAUUCCUUGGAUUGUGCUAUUGUUUUUUAUAAACGGUAUGCUGGGUAUGUUGGUUUUGAUUGUAGACAGGGUACAAUUCGGAGGAGGAGGGAUGGUGUUGUGGUGGAGAGACAGGUAUUCUGUAGUCGAGAGGGGUUUAAAAAGAGUAUUUAUAGUACGCAAUCUACGUGUGUUGGUGAUGGUAAGCCCAUUGUUGUGAAGAGACGGAGGGUGAUAAAUAGGGUUGGGUGCAAGGCUAAAGUGGUGUUUAAGCGUAAGUCUAAUGGACUAUUUGUUGUGCAUUUUUUGGAGGAACGACACACUCAUGUGAUGUGUUCAAUCAUUGCUAAGAAGUUUUUAAAGGAGAAUCGUAGUCUUGAUGCUGGCCAUCAAAUGUUCAUUGCAAGUUGUGUUCGGGCAAAUAUUGGGUAUGUUCGGUCCUAUAAGCUGUUUAAGGAGAUUGUUGGUGAGUAUUCCAAUGUUGGUGCUACUAGGGUGGAUUUUAAGAAUUUCAAGCGUGAUUUGAUGGCAUACAUAUUGAAUGGUGAUGCUCAACUAUUCAUAGAUACGCUUUUUAAAAGGCGUGAAUUGUGCGAGGCUUUUGAGUUUGAAUAUGAUGUUGAUGACGUUGAUCAGCUUACAAGGGUUUUUUGGGCAGAUGCAGUAUCAAGGAAGAAUUUUGCAUUGUUUGGUGAUGCUGUUUUAUUCGAUGCUACAUACCGAUCUAACAGGUAUAAAUUGGUGUUUGUCCUAUUUACUGGAAUCAAUAACCAUAAGAGAUCCAUCACAUUUGGUGCUGGUUUACUUACGAGGGAAGACGUAGACUCAUAUGUUUGGCUUCUGGAGAGAUUUAAGAAAACCAUGCGUCAUGAACCUAUUUGCGUCGUUACUGACCAAGAUCCAGCUGUUAAGAUUGCAGUUGCCCGUGUGUUUGGUACAUCAAAACAUAGAUUCUGCAUGUGGCAUAUAAUGUGCAAGGUUGGUGAGAAGGUUGGACCGGUCUUAGCUAAGGACGAGGUGUUUAGGAGGAAGUUGAAUGGCAUUGUUUGGAACAAAUCUAUAGAUUCCAAAGCGUUUGAGGAUUCAUGGAGUCGUAUCAUAGAGGAAUAUGGUUUGGUUGAUAAUGGUUGGUUUCGUUACUUGUUCAAGUCUCGUACAUUUUGGGCAUCUCCAUACUUUCAUGAUGAGUUUAUGUCGGGAUUUGUUAGGACAACAUCUCGAUCAGAGUCUCAAAAUAGUUUUUUUGGCAGUUUCUCCAAUGGUCAUUCCAGUUUGACUCCAUUGGCGCUGGAGAAACAUGCAAUGGAUGUCUAUACCAUUUCUGUAUUUUAUGAUGUGCAAGUAGAGAUUUGUGAAGGUUGUUUUUCUUGUCGAGUGGUGUCUUUGUGUGAGUGCGAUGGUAAGGUGUGCUAUGGGAUAAAAGAUGGUGACAAGAAGGCAUGGUGUGUGGAGUUUUUGUUGGCUGACUGUACUGCUAUAUGUUCAUGCAAGAUGUUUGAGCGGAUGGGGUUGGUGUGUAGGCAUAUUUUUUUUGUGUUUAAAGAUCGCGGACUUGAGAGAAUUCCUUCUAUGUAUUUGGUGUCUCGGUGGACAAAGGCUGCUUGUUUGAAGCCAAUUUUUUAUAUUGAUGAUACGGUUGUUGAUCAAUCGGCUAAAGUGGAUAAUGUUAGGGUGAUUACUAAUCUAAUGUGGUCUGAAAUUUAUGCUUGCGUGGGAUUGGCUGAUGGUAAUGUAGAACGGUUGGAACAACUAAGACGUGGGUCAACAAUGGAGGUUCGUGAUCCAAUUAAAGUUAAGAACAAGGGCGGCGGGAAGCGGAUGAAGAGUGCAAGGGAGAAAGCUGUGAAUAAGUGUGUAAAGCAAUCAAGGAAAUGCCAUACUUGUGAUGAAUAUGGUCAUAAUAGUAGGACGUGCCCAUUAAAUGGCUAG
Molecule: messenger RNA, 2400 nt
Organism: Ipomoea nil (Japanese morning glory)
Lineage: Eukaryota; Viridiplantae; Streptophyta; Magnoliopsida; Solanales; Convolvulaceae
Product: protein FAR1-RELATED SEQUENCE 5-like
Exons: 6
Coding region: 1-2400 (799 amino acids)
Biological process (GO): regulation of DNA-templated transcription
Molecular function (GO): zinc ion binding; nucleic acid binding
Source: RefSeq, a predicted model, not a curated record